AUGCCGCGGUUCCCGGUGAAGAAGAUCCGCAAGCAGAUGAAGCUGCUGCUGCUGCUGCUGCUGCUCACGUGCGCCGCGUGGCUCACCUACGUGCACCUGAGCCUGGCGCGCCAGGGCCGCGCGCUGCGCCAGCGCCCGGGCUCCGGGCGAGAUGGGGAGAAGCUGCCCAGUGUGACUGACAGCCACGGUGUCCCAGCACUGCCAUCCACGCAGAGAGCAGAAGACUCCAGUGAGAGUCAGGAGGAGCAGGCGUCUGAGGGUCGGGACCCAAACAUGCUAUUUCCUGGAGGAGCAGGGAGGCCCCCACCACUGAACCUCACACAUCAGACUCCCCCAUGGCGGGAGGAGUUCAAGGGGCAGGUGAACCUGCAUGUGUUCGAGGACUGGUGUGGAGGCGCAGUGGAUCACCUGAGGAGGAACCUGCACUUCCCACUCUUCCCUCAUACUCGCACCAUCGUGAAGAAGUUGGCAGUGUCCCCCAAGUGGAAGAACUACGGACUCCGGAUUUUUGGCUUCAUUCACCCAGCAAAAGAUGGGGACAUCCAGUUCUCUGUGGCUUCAGACGACAACUCUGAGUUCUGGCUGAGCAUAGAUGAGAGCCCAGCAGCUGCCCAGCUGAUAGCCUUUGUAGGCAAGACUGGCUCUGAGUGGACCGCACCUGGAGAAUUCACCAAGUUCCGCUCCCAGGUGUCCAAGCCCCGGCGGCUCAUGGCCUCCCGGAAAUACUACUUUGAACUGCUUCACAAGCAGGAUGACCGGGGCUCAGACCAUGUGGAAGUGGGUUGGCGAGCCUUCCUGCCUGGUCUGAAGUUCGAGAUCAUUGGCUCUGCUCACAUCUCCCUGUACACAGAUGAGUCAUCCCUGAAGAUGGAUCAUGUGGCUCACAUCCCUCAGUCUCUAGCCAGCCACGUGGGCAGUCACUUCCCACAGCAGGAGCCCAGCGUGGACAUGCUGCGGCCAGACCCCAGGGACACCUUCUUCCUCACUCCUCGGAUGGAGCCUUCAAGCCUGGAGAAUGUACUGGAGCCGUGCACCUACGCCCCCACCUACAUCCUCAAAGAUUUUCCCAUUGCCAGAUACCAGGGACUACAGUUUGUGUACCUGUCCUUCGUUUAUCCCAAUGACUACACCCGCCUCACUCAUAUGGAGACGGAUAACAAGUGCUUCUACCGAGAGUCGCCCUUAUACCUGGAAAGGUUUGGGUUCUAUAAAUACAUGAAGAUGGACAAGGAGGAGGGAGAGGAUGAUGAAGAGGAGGUGCAGCGUCGUGCCUUCCUCUUCCUCAACCCAGAUGACUUCCUGGAUGAUGAAGACGAUCAGGAGCUACUGGACAGUCUGGAGCCCACAGAGGCAUCUGUGCCACAGAGCAGCCGCCAGACCCCCACCUCAGUGGCCCCUGCAAAGAAUAAGAAGCUAACUGUGGUCACCCCUGCCCCACCUAUGCCCAGUUCUCUAGAUGGGCAGACCCCCAGGCGUUCCCGGGCCCUAAGCUGGGCUGCCCGGCCCUUGCCCCUCUUUUUGGGCCGGGCCCCACCCCCACAUACAGCACCCUCAAAGGUGUAUGUGACAAGGGUACGGCCGGUACAGCCUAGACCACGGUCUUCUGGAAGGGCCCUGCCUGACCCGCCCUGGCCACAUUUCCCCAGGGUCUUCCUGCGCCCCAGGCCCCUGCCCAGAGUGCAGCUGCGGGCACCACCACGCUCCCCACAACCCCACACCCGCAGGACCAGUGGUCAUCAGACCCCAGAGCCAAGACCUUCAGCCCGGGCGCAGGCCACCCACAGCCAGGUGGCCCCGGUGCAUGCCCAGGAACUCGCAGUGCCAACUGCGGACUCAAACUGGUCAGCUGAGGCCAAACCCGUGACCUCCUUCCUCAGCUUGUCCCAGGUGUCCAGGCCACAGCUUCCGGGGGAGGGGGAGGAGGAGGAGGAGGAAGGGGAGGAUGAUGGCCCCCCAGGUGAAGAGGCUGCAUCGGAUGACAGUGAGGAGGAAGAGGCUGUGGCACGGCCACUGGGCCGCUGGCGAGAGGAUGCUAUCGACUGGCAGCGCACAUUCAGUGUGGGCGCCGUGGACUUUGAGCUGCUGCGCUCAGACUGGAACGACCUGCGCUGCAAUGUGUCAGGAAACCUGCAGCUGCCGGAGGCGGAGGCUGUGGAUGUGGUGGCUCAAUACAUGGAGAGGCUCAAUGAGCGCCAUGGCGGGCGCUUCGCGCUCUUGCGCAUUGUGAACGUGGAGAAACGGCGCGACUCCGCGCGGGGGAGCCGCUUUCUGCUGGAGCUGGAGCUGCAGGAGCGCGGGGGCGGCCGCCUGCGCCUGUCGGAAUAUGUCUUCCUCCGACUCCCGGGAGCCCGGGCGGGCGACGCCGACGGGGAGAGUCCCGAGCCCCCUGCUGCCCCCUCGUGGCGCCCGGAUGGCCGCCCGGAGCUCUGCAGGCCGCUGCGCCUGGCCUGGCGCCAGGACGUCAUGGUGCACUUCAUUGUGCCAGUGAAGAACCAGGCGCGCUGGGUGGCACAGUUUCUGGUGGACAUGGCGGCUCUGCACGUGCACACUGGAGAUUCACACUUUAACAUCAUCCUGGUGGACUUUGAGAGCGAGGACAUGGAUGUGGAGCAGGCCUUGCGUGUGGCACGGCUGCCCCGGUACCAGUACCUAAGGCGAACUGGAAACUUCGAGCGCUCGGCAGGGCUGCAAGCUGGAGUGGACGCAGUGGAGGACCCCAGCAGCAUCGUUUUCCUCUGUGACUUGCACAUCCACUUCCCGCUCAACAUCCUGGAUGGCAUCCGGAAGCACUGCGUAGAGGGCAAACUGGCCUUUGCCCCCGUGGUCAUGCGCCUGGGCUGUGGGAGCUCACCAGGCGACCCCCAUGGUUACUGGGAGGUGAAUGGCUUUGGCCUCUUUGGGAUCUACAAAUCGGACUUUGACCGCGUGGGAGGCAUGAACACUGAGGAGUUCCGUGACCAGUGGGGGGGCGAGGACUGGGAGCUCCUGGACAGGGUCCUGCAGGCAGGGCUGGAGGUGGAGCGGCUGCGACUGAGGAACUUCUACCAUCACUAUCACUCCAAGCGGGGUAUGUGGGGAACCCGGAGUCGCAAGGGCUCCCGUGUAGAGCGGUCCUGAAGGCUAGAAGACCUGCCCAGCUUGCUGAGUGAGGUGGUGGUAGCUGGGGGCUUAGCUCCAGGAUCCACCACCACCAGGGCCAGCCCCCUACUUGGCUCCCUACAAAGGUAGCCUUCAUGGCCCGGCUGGCACCUUGGUUCCCACACUCCACAAUGAUUUCUGUGAAAUUUUCUGUAGCAAUGACCUUGUUUUCAGGAUUUCCAAGAGUUCUGUCUGUUCUGUUUUUUAUUCAGAAUGAAAUAUUUUUUUUAGUUCUCACUUAUUCUCUGUGCCUGUUCUCUUGGGAGACAGAGCCCUGGCCUCAGGAUAGCUCAGGGCACCAAGUACC
Messenger RNA from Perognathus longimembris pacificus (Pacific pocket mouse), 3445 nucleotides. RefSeq names its product beta-1,4-N-acetyl-galactosaminyltransferase 4 (gene B4galnt4). The transcript has 20 exons. Bases 1 to 3117 code for a protein of 1038 amino acids. Gene Ontology annotation, cellular component: Golgi cisterna membrane. Gene Ontology annotation, molecular function: acetylgalactosaminyltransferase activity. NCBI's taxonomy places the organism in Eukaryota, Metazoa, Chordata, Mammalia, Rodentia, Heteromyidae. The record is from RefSeq and is a predicted model, not a curated record.